Messenger RNA from Symbiodinium natans, 7965 nucleotides. Lineage: Eukaryota; Dinophyceae; Suessiales; Symbiodiniaceae. The record is from the annotation of a GenBank genome assembly.
AUGCAGGCGAUGCAAGAGGUAGUGGCCAAAGUGGAGGAUGCCAAGCUCGGUCUUGUCCCUCAGUUUGCAGAAGGAGAGGUCUUGGUGAAGGAUGUCAGCAAGGGCGGAUGGGCCGAGUCUGCGGGCAUUCGAGCUGGGGCGAGGCUCCUGCAGCUGAAUGGGGUUCCUGCUGCCGGCAUGAGAGAUGCCGACUUCAAGGCAGCCGUAAAGCAGCGCCCACUGCGCAUCUGUUUCGAACAAAAAGUGUUCGAAGUGGUUCUCGAAGAUGCAGCCGAGAAACUGGGCUGCAGUUUUUCCGGUGCUCCUCCUGCCAAUGCCGUGGUGGCCAAAGUUUCCCCGGGGUCAUUUGCAGAAAGGAAUUCGAUACAAAUUGGUCACGUGCUCGUGGCUGUGAACGGCGAAGCUCUGAAAGAUCUGACCGAUGCCGCGUUCAGGGACCGCUUGAAGGCGAGACCUGUUCGGCUCCGGUUUCAAGUUCCUGAGGAAGUUGCGUCGCAGCACGUCCAGGCCUCCAACAUGCAAAGGUUCGAAGUCCUGCUGGAGGAUGCUGAGGUCAAACUUGGUUGUGGUUUUGCUGGGAUACCUCCCGAACCUGUAAUGGUUGGGAAGGUCUCACCUGGAAGCUUCGCUGAGAGGAGCAGCAUUCAGACCGGACAUCUUCUCGUGGCCUUGAACGGAAUGCAAGUCAAGGAGCUGAACGCCGAAACUUUCAAGCAAUGUCUGAAGGGUCGACCAGUGCGGCUCAACUUCGAGAUUCCGCAGGCGGAGGUGUGCAGCCUUUUUCGAGAACACAUUGCCGCCGUGCAUCCUUUUGCUCGCAAGGCGAAGGCCCAGGCCAUCGACAAGGUUGAGACCCAGGAGAGCGCGGCCACAGCCAUCCAAGCUCUGGCACGUGGAGCUCUCGUUGAGCAUAGCUUGCUCGUCAGCGGUAUGACACAAUUUUGGAGAUCCGCAUCUGUGGUCCGGAGUGAGGUGGGCGUGCUGCGCGAAAAGGCACUGGACUGGAGGCACGCUUCCCCAGUUUCCGUUCUUCAGCUCCUUCCCUGUUGUCCGUUUUGCUGGUGCAAUGCUUGCGGGCAAGGCGUCGGAAGCCACUCGGGGGCAAGCAGCUUAGACGAUCUUGGCAGACUGGCCCGUGCUGACCUCUUGAGUUGCGUUGGUGAUGCAGAGGUUCGAAGUCACGCUGGCAGCUGUGGCUUUGCUGGGCUUCCGCCGGAGCCCGUCAUCGUGGCGAAGGUAUCCGAGGGCAGCUUUGCAGCCACGCACAAGAUUCAGACGGGGCACUUGCUGUUGGCGCUGAAUGGGGUAGAGAUCAAAGAUCUGAAUCCCGAGACAUUCAAGUCUGGUGCCUACCCGGUCACUGCGGUCGGAACCAUGGCUCAAUGCUGUUGUGAAAAAUGGCUUUUCACUCAGAGGCAAAGCAUGAAAGCUCGACCGGUCAGCGCUGCUCCCAGCACAUGGCACUUGGGUGAGUGGAGCGGGGAGCGCGAGAAGGCCCAGGCCAUCGACAAGGUUGAGACUCAGGAGAGCGCGGCCACAGCCAUCCAAGCUCUGGCACGUGGAGCUCUCGUUGAGCAUAGCUUGCUCGUCAGCGGUAUGACACAAUUUUGGAGAUCCGCAUCUGUGGUCCGGAGUGAGGUGGGCGUGCUGCGCGAAAAGGCACUGGACUGGAGGCACGCUUCCCCAGUUUCCGUUCUUCAGCUCCUUCCCUGUUGUCUGUUUGGCUGGUGCAAUGCUUGCGGGCAAGGCGUCGGAAGCCACUCGGGGGCAAGCAGCUUAGACGAUCUUGGCAGACUGGCCCGUGCUGACCUCUUGAGUUGCGUUGGUGAUGCAGAGGUUCGAAGUCACGCUGGCAGCUGUGGCUUUGCUGGGCUUCCGCCGGAGCCCGUCAUCGUGGCGUGCUUACAGCACAAGAUUCAGACGGGGCACUUGCUGUUGGCGCUGAAUGGGGUAGAGAUCAAAGAUCUGAAUCCCGAGACAUUCAAGCAAAGCAUGAAAGCUCGACCGGUCAGCCUCCGCCUUCAGAUUCCUCAGGCAGAGGAGAAGGCCCAGGCCAUCGACAAGGUUGAGACUCAGGAGAGCGCGGCCACAGCCAUCCAAGCUCUGGCACGUGGGCGUGCUGCGCGAAAAGGCACUGGACUGGAGGCGUCGGAAGCCACUCGGGGGUUCGAAGUCACGCUGGCAGAUGCUGAGACCAAGCUUGGCUGUGGCUUUGCUGGGCUUCCGCCGGAGCCCGUCAUCGUGGCGAAGGUAUCCGAGGGCAGCUUUGCAGCCACGCACAAGAUUCAGACGGGGCACUUGCUGUUGGCGCUGAAUGGGGUAGAGAUCAAAGAUCUGAAUCCCGAGACAUUCAAGCAAAGCAUGAAAGCUCGACCGGUCAGCCUCCGCCUUCAGAUUCCUCAGGCAGAGGAGAAGGCCCAGGCCAUCGACAAGGUUGAGACUCAGGAGAGCGCGGCCACAGCCAUCCAAGCUCUGGCACGUGGCCGCGCCGCUCGAAAGGCAACCGGGUUAGAUGCCCCCGAACCAGCUGUUACCACUGAAGCUGCGCUGGAGCAGGAGGCGCAGGCAAGGGCAUCUCUCAUCGAAGAUGGAGCCUCACAGUUCCUUGCGGAGGAAGGCGUUCAGUCACUUGGCCUCGAAUUUUUCUCCAUGCCACCAUCGCCCGUCGUCAUCUCCAAGGUGUCGGAGGGAAGUUGGGGACAAAGUGCUGGUCUGCUGGUGAAUACCGAGAUUCGAAGCAUGAAUGGGACAUCCGUGUCAAGCAUGGACGCCGAGAGUUUCAAGGCGCAAAUGAAGCUCCGGCCGCUGAAGCUCUCCGUUCGAAUGCCUGAACCCGCACAUCGGCUGGAUGAAGGCAAUUUGCUCUCUGGAGCGCCAAGCAAAGAGGAGCACGCAGACAAAGCAGGCAGUGUGCCCCCAGUCCUGCCGGCCGGUGAGCAAGAACUUCAGCAGGAUCUGGCGAACGUCCGGUCGGAGCUUCGAGCCAAAGAUCAGGAGCUCGCCAGCGCGAAGGCCGAUCUAGAGCGGACCCAGCACGAGCUGCAAGAGAAGUGCAAGGAGCUGGAGGCUGGCGAAGGCGUCUCGGAGGAGAAGGCGAAGCUCAAGGAGGAGCUGGCCGAGCAGGAUCGCGAGCUGGCCAAAGCAAGGCUGGCAGAACAGGACGCAGCACGACCCAACACGUCGGUCGAGGAUCUGCACGCAAAGGAUCAGGAGAUCGCUCGGCUCCAUGAUCAGCUUGCAGAAGCAGAAGCCAAACUCCAACACAGCUCGCAGAAGACAGAGGAUCAGGAGCUCGCCAGCGCGAAGGCCGAUCUAGAGCGGACCCAGCGCGAGCUGCAAGAGAAGUGCAAGGAGCUAGAGGCUAUCGAAGGCGUGUCGGAGGAGAAGGCGAAGCUCAAGGAGGAGCUGGCCGGGCGGGAUCGCGAGCUGGCCGAUGCAAAGCUGGCAGAACAGGAUGCAGCACAACCCAAGACGUCUGUCGAGGAUCUGCAUGCAAAGGAUCAGGAGAUCGCGCGGCUCCAUGAUCAGCUUGCAGAAGCAGAGGCCAAGCUCCAACACAGCUCGCAGAAGACGGAGAUGGACGGAGGUGAGAAAGUUCGAGAGCUGCAAGAGCAGCUCUUGCAGAAAGAAGCCGACCUGGCCCAUGCCCGAGAGGAAGUUGGACAGCUCUUGCUUCAAGCCUCAGAGAGCUCAGGAACCUCAGUCCAGAGAGAUGAGGAGCUGGCGCAGCUUCGAGAUCAGCUUGCCAGUGCGGAAGGGAGGCUGCAUGACCUGGAUGUCACCAACCUGCAGGAUGUCCACCCUCGGAGUGGAGGGAGCGCCCUCCUUUCGGAGCCCGUCCAGGCAUCGUCUGAUCAUGAAGCAGAGCUGGCGGCGUGCAAAGAAGAGCUGGCCAAAUGCGCUGAGGAGUAUCAGCGCGUGCUGGCGGAGCUCGAAGAUGCGAAUGCAAAGCGCGACAAAGAUGAAAAGGCUGACACCCCCGACUCCGGGGCUUCCUUCCAGAUCUCGCCGGCCUACUGGGAGACGGUGGAGCUGCAUGCGCUGAAGGAGGAGCUCCAGCAGAAGGAAGCCGAGAUUGGGGGUUUCACAUCAGCGGCGGUAUGCGGCAGUAGGAUCACGGUGCAAAGCCUGCAGAAAGACCUUGCGCAUGCCCGGACAAAGAUACAGGAUGACGACACGCUGAAGGCUACGGUUCCCAGGUCAGUGGUGCAUUGGGGCUUCCGGCUGCAGCGUGGCCUGGUAUAUGAGGUGAAGAAGGGAGGAUGGGCAGAGGCUGUGAGCCUGAGACUGGGUGAUCGCUUGCUGACGCUGCAAGGCAAGCCGGCCGCAGACUACAGCAGGGCGGACUUCGACCGAGUCAAGCUUGAGCGGCCCUUGGAGCUGAAGUUCCAGCGUGGUCACCGGAGGCAGGCAGAGGAGGUGGCCUCCACGAGGAUCCAAGCCAACUGGAAAGGUCAGAAGGCCCGCGCUGGGGCGAAAGCGAAGAGGCUUCCUCAAAUCGAGGCGAGGCUGCGAGUUGGCGAGGGCGAGAUUCUGAAGGCCGUCGCGGAGGCCGAGGCAUCGGAGCUGGGCUUUGAGCUGGAGUGCUGGCCGCCCGCCCCGCGGGUGCUGCUCCGUUUGGUUCGAAGCGGGAGCUGGGCGAGAGGCGUUGGGAUGAGAGAAGGUGACGAGCUCCUGACCGUGCAGGGGCAGUCCCUCCAAGAAAUCGACCGCCGCAGAUUCCAGCAGCUGCUUGACAAAACCCGGCCUCUGGAGAUCACCUUCUGCCGAGGCACGAAAGAAGACACCGCGCGCAUUGCGUCAGCCAAGGCUCAGGCAGGCUGGCGGAAGCGCAGUGAGAACCUGGAGGGCGAGGCUCUGGACACUGGGGAGCAGAAGGUCCAGCAAGAUGAGACAAAAGAGAAAAUAUUGGCAAUGAGCGAGACAAGCCAGGGAGCUUCUCAACACCUCGAGGAACGCCUGGCCGAAAGAGAUCGCGAGCUCAAGGCGCUCCGCCAGGAAUUUUCGAAGGCCGAGGCCGUGUAUCAGACCAGCCUCAGGGAGAUCUCGGCAGACUCCUCCAACUCCGCAGUGGAGCUGGCCUCCUUGAAAGCGCAGCUGGCCGUGGAGCAAUCCAAGGCGGUGAAGCUCCAAACCGACGCCACGGUGAAAGCCACGGGUUUGGGAGCGAAGCUCGCAGUGGAGCAGCGCAAGGCUGAAACCCUCCAUGCACGCCUCGUCCAGGCAGAAGUCAUCCAUCAAGAGCAGAUGAACGAAGUCACCGACUUCCUUUUGGAGAAGCAGCAAGAGCUCCGUCUUUCAGAUUCUGACUUGCUAGAGAUGAGGGCUCGGCCAACAGCAGGCCGUGGGCCGAACGAGAUGGCCGAGUUGAAACAAGCCCUUGCGGAGGAGCAGGCCAAGGUCUCCGCGGCCGAACGCAAGCUUGUGAAGAGCUGGUCGGACCAACGUGCGAUCGACCUGCAGUGGCAGGCAGAGGUGGCCGCCCGUGAUGACAAGUUGACGGAAGUCCAGGGAGACCUUGUGAAAGCGGAGUGGUGGGCUUCUCUCUCCAAGCGAUCUCCCCAGCUUCAGGAAAUGCUCGACAUCAAGGAUGAGUUGUCCAUGGAGCAGGCAAAAAGCUCUCGCGCAGAAAGGAAGCUGGCCGAAGCCCAGGAUGCUGCCCGGCUGCUGGAAGAGAUGGACGCUCUGCAGGACGCGCUGAACCAGGAGGAGGCUCGCAUGCUGCAGAUGAAGACAAAGAUCACCCAGGCUCAAGCCCAAAGGCAGCUCACGUCGGAGGUCGCCGCAGAAAUCCAGGCCACCUCAGAAACAAAGACGAAGGCCACAAAGACGGACCUGGAGCGGCUGAGCUGGGAGUAUCAGAGGCAGCAGCGUGAGCUCCAGAAGAUGGACUCCGAAGAAGCUGCGGCGGUGAAAAUGCAGGCCAGGGCACGUGGGAAUCAGGCCCGCAAGCAGGUGGCGGGCAUGAAGGCCAAGGAGGCGCAGGCGGUCAAGACUGAAACUGCUGAAGCUUCGAAGCCAUCGGAACCUGGUGCAGGUGCCGCCGGCUCCAAGCCACCAGAGGCUGACUCUGAAAACUCGGAACUUCGUGCCAAGCUUGCCUCGGCGUUGACGGAGUCGGUUCAGAAGGGCUCGCUUGAGCAAGGGCUGGCGAAGGUGUACGGGCAGCCUUCUCGUGCAGUGCAAGCACUGCGAAAGGAAGUAGCGUCUCUCAAAGCCAAGCUCUCACUGGCAGAGGCCUCCCACCCGACGACACCACCGUCUUCGCCGAUGUCCCGAAGGACGCCUACCUUCAAGAAGAAGCUUCAGCCAUCUUCAAGCACAGUCCGUUUUGCGGUGGAAGAGGAUCCCCAGUCCACCACAGACAGGUCUGCAAGUACUGCGCAGCAUGAGCAGCACAAUCAGGAAGAGAUGCAGAAGUUCAAGCAGGCCGAGGAAAGAUCCCAGAGGUUCCAAGAGGAGGCUACAACUUUCGCUGUCGAAGUUGAGCAGAUGCGCAAAGAGGAGGCCCAGAUGAAACUUGAGCUGGACGAGUCAAAGGCACAGCAGGUGAAGAAGGAGGACAGCUUGUCGGGAGAUGGAAGCGUGCGGGAGCGGGAGGCGACCGAAAAGGCGAUGUACCUUCAUGAAAUCUCAGCAAAGGAGUCGAUGUUGGAACAGGCGCGGGAGGAGAUCCGCGCACUUAAGGACCAAGCUGACAAGGAGCACCAGGUGCUGCAAAGUGUGCCUGCAUCUCAGCACUCCCCUUCAGACCCGGUGGAAGAGCAGAAGCAGGCGGCAGAGGCUCGCCAGCUGAAGUGCUCGCUGAACAUGCAGGAGGAGCUGAGCACAGAGCUGAAGAGACGCCUCUCGGAGGCGCGGGAUGAGCUUGCAGCACACUCACGCUCCGCGGAGUCUGCGCAAUCGGAGGCCCAGGCCGGUGCAGAUGCACAUCCAGGCCAGACGGCCGAGGCCCCCAAUGAAGACUCCGCUGUGGGGCAGGCCUUCCGUCACGAGCAAGAAGUGGCUCAGACCCUGCGCCACGAGCUGCGAGAGGUUGAGACAGCGGCAGUUGCAACGGCAGAGGCUGCGGAAGCUCGCAUCUUGCAGAUCGAGGCCAUGGACCGCAGAGGGAGAGUGGCCCUGCACAUGGCUGAGAGCAGUGCUGAGAAAGAGGUGCUGCUGAAGCAAGAUGCCAUCAGAGCUGCGUGCGAGGCGGAAGCGAAGGCGGACCAGGCUCUGUUUUCGGAGCAGCGACUGCGCCAUGAAAUCUACGAGCAGUCGCAGGCAGCUUUGCGCGAGAGCGCGGUCUGCGACGGCCUCCGCAGGGCUUUGAUGAACUCCGUGGAGCAGGAGAUGGCUCAGGAGGCCCUCCAUGCUUUGCGCUCCCAGCCGCCUCCGACCGAGAGGGCAUCAACAGGCCCAAGCAGCUCGCAGCCAGUUGCAGCACCCCAACCUACGUUGCCCGAGUCUCCUCUCACACCUUUUGUCUCCGGAGGUCAGGCGUCAGCUCCUAGAGCUUCACAGGUUUUUGCCAGCAAGUUGUCGAAUCGGGAGGACCUCAUGCACGACUUGAUGUCGCCAGCAGAAGUCAAGUCCUGGAUGGAACCAUCGAUGAUAUCCCAGCCCUCUCUGCUAAGUGCAGCAGCCAGCGAGGCUGCAAGUCUGCGCAAGGAGGCCGAGCAGCUUCGCAGGGAGGUACAGCAUUGGCGUGCCUCACGGCCGGCCCGAGCCGAGCCAAUGGCUCCCACCGAAGCAUGGCCGGCCUCCCCGGACAGAAGAAGUGCAGCUGUGCCCGCCGCGCCAGCCGCGCCAGCCGCGCCUGUGGCAGCGACGAGCCCCCGAACUGUGCGCAGUAUGGACCAUGAGGAUCCAAGGCCAGCGCAGGUGUCGAGUCCCCGCUCGCUGCCGAUGCUGCAUGAGCAGCCGCCUCCACGGCCUCCGCCUGGACGGACCUCACCUGAGCCAGGUUCACGCCUGAGCUGA